Cicer arietinum (chickpea) is the source of this 599-nucleotide messenger RNA. Lineage: Eukaryota; Viridiplantae; Streptophyta; Magnoliopsida; Fabales; Fabaceae. The record is from RefSeq and is a predicted model, not a curated record.
AAAUCCAUGGCUGCCUCAUGUUCAAAUGGGUCAAAUACACAAUCCUACAACUAUGGUUCUUUCGUUUCCAAUGGAAUUAGUGAGCUGGCAAAUUGUGCUUGUGGUUUGAAACCUGUGAGGCGCACAGUGACAAAAUGGGGUCCGAACAGAGGAAGAAAGUUUUGGGGUUGUAGGAAUUUUGUGAGUCAUGAUAUUGAAUGUAGAUGCAAUUACUUUGUUUGGGAUUCAGACUAUAUGCCUCAAACACAACAGAGAACUCCACAACAACUACAUACACAAUGUUUAGAGUGCCCCCAAAAGGAGUUGGAGAUUAUGACUCUUAGGAAUGUCAUUUUGAAGAUGCAUGGAGAUCACAAGUCAACCAUUAUUAAGAUGAAGUUGCUGCUAUUUUUAUGCGUUUUGUUUGGUGUAGCAUGUGUUGUUUUAUUGUUGAUCUUAGCUCUAAAAUGAGCUUAUUGUAGUAGAUGUAAUUUUCUUGAGGUUGAUGUAGUAGAUUUGUUGUAAGUAUGUAGUUAUGAUAGAGUUUGUUGUAUGGAAUUUGGAACUAUUAAUGUAAUUUUCUUUUGCAUCAAUUGUGGCUCCAAUGUUCUUGGUUGUUA